Linnemannia hyalina is the source of this 687-nucleotide messenger RNA. NCBI's taxonomy places the organism in Eukaryota, Fungi, Mortierellomycota, Mortierellomycetes, Mortierellales, Mortierellaceae. The record is from the annotation of a GenBank genome assembly.
AUGACUACCGCCACCACUCCCGCCACCUCAGCUGCUGCCGUCCCCACCGGCAAAACCAUCAAGAUCGACAUUGUCAGCGAUACCGUUUGCCCUUGGUGCUACGUCGGAAAGAAGCGUCUCGAGAAAGCAAUCACAGCAUUUAAGGCAGCACCCGAGCACAAGGACGUUCAGUUCCAGAUCGACUGGCACCCUUACCAGCUCGACCCCUCGGCCUCGCGAGUCCCCAUCAAGAAGAUGGAUAUGUACGCCAACAAGUUUGGCGCCGCCCGCGCACCCCUGAUCCGCGACCGGAUGAUCCAAGUCGGUCAAGAGGAAGGCAUCAACUUCAGCUACAACGGCAGCGUCGUCAACACUCUGGAUUCCCAUCGUCUUAUCGACUAUGCUACCAAGCGCGGUAAGCAGGACGAAAUUGUUGAGGAGUUGUUCCGAAACUACUUUGAGGAGGACAAGUGUGGCGAGGUUCCUACGUUGAUUGACUCUGCGGUCAAGAUUGGGUUGGACCGUGGUGAGGUAGAGAAGUUCUUGGCCUCGAAUGAGGGUGUCAAGGAGGUUCAGGAUGAGAUUGAGAGGUCCAAGGCUGAGGGUGUCCAGGGUGUGCCCAACAUUACAAUUGGCGACAAGUAUGUCCUCUCUGGAGCUCAGGAGCCUGAUACCUUUGUUGAGGUCUUCAACCGCAUCACCAAAUAA